CCCGGUCACACCGAAUCUGUCACCGCAUUUUUUUGUCCAUUUGAAGCACCGGCUGUUGCAACUUGCAAAACGUUAAAAAUGAAUUACUACGUGUGUUUGCACCAGGACGGUGUCAGCGACAUUCCAAAGUUGAUUGAGAAGGCCAAUUCGAACAACUACAAUGUGGUGGCCAUUUCGAUCAACCCAAAUAUCUCACCAUUUGAUCCACAUGUAUCUGACCCUACCUAUCCGGCGACAAUUUUGAGUGCCACCGACUGGAACUCCAAGGUAAUAUUCAAGCUGUCCGAUGUAGAUGUCGACUCGCCAAAUGUGAAGCUGCGUGAGUACUCUAAGGAGAUUCUACUGCGCGACAUUGCCUGGGCGGAGCACCUUCAAAAUGUUGGCAGCAUGAUGGUACGGCUGCGCGGCCCGGAAAACACGAAUCUGGCCGAGAUUGUCCUGUCCAAAACAAAGGACACUUUCCCCCUAGGAAACUGGUUCAUUCAAGUGCCAAUCACCAAUCCCAAGCUAGCCACAUUCGAGCACUGCAAAGACGCCACAGAAGAAGAGAUUUCUAAGGCGGAGGCCAACGAUCCCUGGCACUGGUGGAACGAACUGCGCUUGGCCGUCAAUCAGAACUCAAAGGUGAAGGUUGUUGUUGAGCUGAACGACUCGGAUCGUCCCGACAAGGAGACAGUCCGACGCUGGCUGGGAGAGCCUAUCGAAGCCAUCAUUAUUCCAUCCUCUCUGUUCGUCCGAAACCGCGCCAACUACUGCGUGUUAAAGAAAGAGUGGCAGGUUAUCAUCGGUCAUUUCAUAUCGGUGCGGGCCAACAUAAUUAUUUCCACCAAUCCCAACGACAAAGCCUUGUCUCAGUAUGCCGAUUACCUGAAGAAGCUGAUUAACGAGAACUGUGAUACCCAUGUGCUUAACAGUUAUGAAAAUAUGCUGGAGAUACCUCUGCAGCCCCUCAGUGAAAAUUUAGAUAGUUAUACCUAUGAAGUUUUUGAAAGCGAUCCUGUGAAGUACAAGCUCUACCAAGAUGCCGUUCAGGCGGCUUUGUUGGACAGAGUUACCGAAGAAGAGGCUAAGAAGAAGUUGACCGUAGUCAUGUUGCUGGGAGGAGGACGUGGCCCCAUUGCCAGAGCUAUACUGAAUGCCGCCCAGAUUACAAAGCGCCAAGUGCGGCUGUAUAUCAUCGAGAAGAAUCCCAAUGCCAUUCGCACACUCUCUCACAUGCUCAAGACGCUGUGGACCAACAAGGAUGUGCACAUUUUCUCCAAGGACAUGAGAGAUUUCUCUCCUCCCGAAAAGGCCGACAUCCUGGUGUCUGAGCUACUGGGUUCCUUCGGCGACAAUGAACUGUCACCAGAGUGCCUUGACUGUGCACAGAAGCUUCUGAAGCCGGAUGGCAUUAGUAUACCGUACAAGUCCACUUCCUACAUCAACCCGUUGAUGUCUGUGGUGCUUCAUCAGAAUGUGUGCCAAUUGGUGAGCUCUAUACCUGCCUUCGAUUAUGGUUAUGUGGUUCUUCUGAAGAAUGUGUAUCACAUCGAUGAACCCCAAUCCUUGUUUGAGUUCACGCAUCCCAAUCGCGAGGAGACGAUUGAUAACACACGCUGCAAGGUGCUAACGUUUAAGGUGAAGAAGGACUGCGUCAUGCACGGCGUAGGUGGGUACUUCGACACCCACCUGUACAAGGACAUCUGUCUGAGCAUUAACCCAUUGACGCACACGGAUGGCAUGUUUUCCUGGUUCCCCAUGUUUUUCCCAACUUAUCCCAGAACUCUGAAAGAGGGCGACACCAUAUCAAUCAAGUUCUGGCGCCGCGUAGACCCCGAGAAAGUGUGGUACGAGUGGCAGGUGGUGAACUCUCCAGAGGAUUGGGAGCUCCACAACGAAGGUGGCACCGGCUAUAACAUGAGAUUGUAGCUGCAAAGCAAU
Messenger RNA from Drosophila bipectinata, 1923 nucleotides. RefSeq names its product protein arginine N-methyltransferase 5 (gene csul). The record is from RefSeq and is a predicted model, not a curated record. Gene Ontology annotation, biological process: peptidyl-arginine N-methylation; regulation of DNA-templated transcription. NCBI's taxonomy places the organism in Eukaryota, Metazoa, Arthropoda, Insecta, Diptera, Drosophilidae. Gene Ontology annotation, cellular component: nucleus; cytosol.